GUGAUUAUCCACUCUGGGAGUAUAAAAGGCUUGCACGGAAUGCCUUAGGUUAGGUACAUUUUCCAAACCUGACUUAACACUCCUACCAUCUUCUUACCUACACUACUUACUCUUCCGUCACUAUGCCAACAGGUAGCUGUCUAUGCGGAGAAAUUAAAAUCGCCUACGAAGGUGAUCCAGUAUAUCGGGCAAUAUGCUAUUGUCAUGAUUGCCGUAAAAUGGCAAACGGUCAGGUUUUCCAGGUGUUGAAAACGAGCUUCUCGGUAACUAAGGGCGAGCCAAAGACGUAUACGAAGGUGUCGGAUCACGGAAAUGAAAUUACAACUUAUUUUUGCGCAACAUGUGGCACAGCUCUGUUUCGAAGCGGCGGGGCAGAGAUGAACAAAGAUAAAAUAGGUAUUCGCGCUGGUGUGUUGGAUGACCAAAGCAUUCUGGAUAACCCCCCUGCUCUUGAGGUCUAUGUUGAGAGACGACCACCGUGGAUAAAGCAGGUCGAGGGUGCUGUCCAACUGAAUCACAAAUACGAGGUUGUUUCUCAAUAAGGGUUAUGAAUCGUG
Daldinia loculata is the source of this 557-nucleotide messenger RNA. RefSeq names its product Mss4-like protein. The record is from RefSeq and is a predicted model, not a curated record. The transcript has 3 exons. NCBI's taxonomy places the organism in Eukaryota, Fungi, Ascomycota, Sordariomycetes, Xylariales, Hypoxylaceae. The coding region runs from base 123 to 542 and encodes 139 amino acids. Gene Ontology annotation, molecular function: carbon-sulfur lyase activity.